Molecule: messenger RNA, 867 nt
Organism: Prorocentrum cordatum
Lineage: Eukaryota; Dinophyceae; Prorocentrales; Prorocentraceae
Source: the annotation of a GenBank genome assembly
AACGUCCCCCUCCUGCUUGAGCAGAUCAAGGAGUUCAAGCCGAAGCUUGUCGCCUGCGACGAGUCGGUGGUCGACGAGCUGAACGCCGGCAUCGAAGCUUUGGGUUUGGGCGACUCCAAGCCUAAAGUGAUGACUGGUCAGGACGGGCAGGUUGCCGUGGCCUGCUUCGAAGAAGCGAAGACCAUCGUCACUGGCAUCGUCGGCUGCGCUGGCCUGAUACCCACCAUAGAGGCCAUCAAAGCUGGCAAGGACAUCGCCUUGGCGAACAAGGAGACCCUGAUCGCUGGCGGCCCCGUGAUCGCGCCGAUGUUCGAGCAGUAUGGCGUGAACAUGCUCCCCGUCGACUCGGAGCACUCGGCGAUCUUCCAGUGCAUGCAGGGCGUGCCGAAGAACGGCGUCAAGAAGAUUGUCCUGACGGGCAGCGGCGGCACGUUCCGGGACAUGUCCGUCGAAGAGAUGAAGGCGACCGACCCAGAGGUGCUGAGACAGAGGUCGACGACGCACCCGAAUUGGGACAUGGGCGCCAAGAUCACUGUCGACUCUUCGACAAUGAUGAACAAGGGCCUGGAGGUAAUCGAGGCCCAUUGGCUGUACGGUGUCGACUACGACAACAUCGAGGUGGUGAUCCACCCGCAGUCGAUCGUUCACAGUGGCAUCGAGCUGCACGACACUGCCAUUCUCAUGCAGGCUGGAUGGCCAGACAUGCGCUUGCCCAUCCUCUACGCACUGUCUUACCCCGUCCGGGUGCCCGCCGACCUACCCAACCCGCGGGACGGCCGCAACUUCGACGAUUGGUGGAAGGGCGAGGGAAAGGAUGGCAAGAUCAAUUUCUUCAAGCCCCGGACCUUGAGAAGUACCCGUGCAUAG